UUUAAUAAUUGCAAAGCUGUGGAAAAGUGGUAGGACGAUGCACUGUUUAGGUAACAUUGGAGCAAGCCAAAAGCAAGAUCAAAACCCUAGUGAUAGUACUACAUUAUAUAUGCACAUUUAAGUCCUCCUCUUCGUACACGGAUUGACUUGGAGAUCACUGUCGGAGCCCGGCCGUGUCUACCAAAGCGGUACUAGCUUAUACUUAGUGCAGGUUCAGCAUUCAUACCAGUGGAUCCGAGGCUUAUGUAAUACGUCUACCACAAUUAAGGGGUACGGCCCCCGAACGCAGCUCCACGCUUGAGUCCGUAAUAUGAGCACAACCAAACUACCAUGAAACUCCCGCAAAUUUCCACCUGAAAAUAACCGUGACGAGAAUACAUCCCCCAAGAGUUCUUCUGAGUCCCGGGUUCUAUGGUACCAGAUAACCUCUAGUGAGGCUUCGUGGUAAAGCCGCUUCAGAUGAAUUCCUUGCAGACUCGGGUCUGAUCACUCUAGGCCUCAGAGCAUCCGCCUACCGCAUCCACUACCAGCAAGUCGAUGUGAAUACAGCGUUUUCUGGUUCUCCUUGACCACUUGGUGUUGAUUCCGUCGACAGGGUUGGUGCCCUUCUAUCUCCUCCCUACCUCAUAACUAGCGCCAGUAUCUAUGUACAAACAAUUUGUAGUAACAUUAAAAAUAUUACUGGUUAAAAUAUUAAAAGUAUGUUAUUUGCAUCGUCUAAAUUCUUUCGUCAAGCAGCUUCUUAUCGCACAGGGGACUUUUUUCGCUAAUGGACAAGAGUUAGAUGAUGGAUUGGAGCCGAUGAAUUGCAAGAAAUAUGAUUAUUCAUUAGACACCGGCCGAGGUUUUACGGCUUUGUGGCACUGAUAGCCGUUUGUUUGAUAACAUGCAUUAUAAAUGAUAACAUUUAGCUAUUGAUAAUCCCUAGCAAAACCGGCGUUGUUAUUCUCGCGGCAGUAGUGAUCGCCAACUUAGACGAUACAAGUGAAAACAUUGGAAAAAUAAUGGAGAAGCACCAGGUUGUUCCAGAUAUUAUUGACCAGGCCCCUAAGGUGAUUUUGGAGAUAUCUUAUCCAAGUGGAGUGAAAGUUGAUUCUGGCAAUGAAUUAACUCCAACUCAGGUGAAAGAUAAGCCCACGGUAACAUGGAAAGCCGAAUCUGGAGCUCUUUACACGCUUCUAAUGACUGAUCCUGAUGUUCCAUCACGUGAGAAUCCAACUUAUAGAGAAGGUCGCCAUUGGCUAGUUGUUAAUAUUCCUGGCAAUAAACUGGAUGAAGGUCAAACCCUAAUAGAUUACAUAGGAUCUGGUCCACCAGCUGGUACUGGUUUGCACAGAUAUAUUUUUCUUCUGUUUAAACAGCAAGGAAGAGUCGAGAGUAAUCUUUCAGCUUCAAAUCGGUCACGUGAAGGACGUAUAAAAACGUCAACAAGGGAGCUGAUAAAGGAGCUCAACUUAGGAGACCCAGUUGCUGGAAACUUAUAUCAAGCACAAUAUGAUGACUACGUACCAAUUUUACACCAACAACUUGGUGGAGUGCCCCCGAAAAAGGAUUAAAUAAAUAUUUACUGACCACAAAAAAUAUCGUAGCAACCAUUUCGCAUCUACAAUAACAUUUUAAGUUGAUAAUUUCAUAUCAAUAUAUCAAUAACAUGAACGCAACAAAAACAUAA
Messenger RNA from Hermetia illucens (black soldier fly), 1672 nucleotides. Its product is annotated as phosphatidylethanolamine-binding protein homolog F40A3.3-like. NCBI's taxonomy places the organism in Eukaryota, Metazoa, Arthropoda, Insecta, Diptera, Stratiomyidae. The record is from RefSeq and is a predicted model, not a curated record. The transcript has 3 exons. The coding region runs from base 1005 to 1556 and encodes 183 amino acids.